AUGCCGUAUGCGAAAUCCGCGGAUCGGUACAGCGGCAGAUAUCCGGUAUCAGCAUGCAGCAGCGGUAGCGGCGGUGGUACUGUUAGUGGCAACAGCGGAGGUAUCAGCGGAUCGCCAAAUCAUGCGCUCCCAGGAGCUUCGGUUCGGACAAUGGAGAAGGUUGAAGAAAUUGCCUUGCCGCCGUCACUUCAAAGGUUUAUAACGGCACCUGCCACAACUCGAUUACAACAAACACAGCUAAAAACAGUUCUUCGAUUGACUAAGGAAGAUAUGGAAAAUGUCAGUGCUAAUGGUAAUACAUUAACAUUCCGGAAUUGUCAAAGUACGGCAAAGAAUUUAGUGAAAUAUAAUUUCGAUCAUUUAUUUUCACCGGAUGUAACUCAGCAACAAAUCUGCAGCGUGUGUUUGCCAGAUUUAUUACAGAGCUGUUUUAACGGUUUGGAUGCCUGUUUUCUAUAUUUUGGUGCCUCAAAAGGUUGGUUUUACUUUCAGUUUUCUUUUGCAACUAACUUUUUCAAAUUUCGGUCUUUUGUCCUUCUUCCUUGAUG
Molecule: messenger RNA, 548 nt
Organism: Enterobius vermicularis (human pinworm)
Lineage: Eukaryota; Metazoa; Nematoda; Chromadorea; Rhabditida; Oxyuridae
Source: the annotation of a GenBank genome assembly